UUUUUUUUUCUGGGCACCCAACUCUUAGUACCUAAACUUGGUUUGCGUCCUCUGACACUCCCAGAAGAUGCUACAAGAAAAGGGUAUUGACAAGGCUCGGGGCAUUUUACUUUUCUCUUGGCUCCAGAGCAAGUCACGUCUCUUACACCUAGCAGAACUCCCUAACAUCUGUCAUGAUCCCUCCCGCCGUUCUUCCCUUCCUUCAUUUAUUUUUAAUGGAGUCUCAUUAGCUCAGGCUGGCCUCAGAGCCACUGUGCAGCUGCGGAUGAACUUGGACUCUCAAUCCCCCUGCCUCCACUUCCUGACUGCUAGGCCGCUGCAGGCUGCAGAAGAUGUCAAUGUUACUUUCGAAGAUCAACAAAAAAUAAACAAAUUUGCUCGAAAUACGAGUCGGAUCACAGAGCUAAAGGAGGAAAUAGAAGUGAAGAAGCCCUACAGACAGACGCAGGGACAUGAGCUGCUGCUGCAUGUCCUAUGACUCGAGGCCGGUGUUCGGCUUUUCGUGUACUCUGAGAGGCUCCAGUCCCAGUGCACUCAUUGGUUUUCAUCAAGCAAGACCGAGAGGUGUAUCGUCUGGUGUUUUGGUUUAUAUCUGUGGGAUGAUAGGAUUUGCAGUGUGGGGAAUUUUUUUUUUAAGAUUUAUUUAUUUAUUAUGUAUACAACAUUCCUUCCACCAGAUCUCAUUAUAGACGGCUAUGAGCCACCAUGUGGUUGCUGGGAAUUGAACUCAGGACCUCUGGAAGAGCAGUCAGUGCUCUUAACCUCUGAGCCAUCUCUCCAGCCCCCAGUGUGGGGAAUUGUUAAACAGAAGGGGGUGGUCAUGGUCCCUACUGACCACCACAGAGAAAUAAGAGCCUUGGGACAUUCUAGAGCUACCCGGAAGAUGCUGUGCUGGCUCCUGAGCGAGUCCAUGGACGCAUCUCCAUGUCUGACAGUAGCUAGGAUGCUGGUCCCUCAGAGAGCCUAUGUCCCUGCAUUACUCUACUCUUGGUUCCAUCAGGAAAUCUUGACCGUGUUUCCAUGGCUGUUCUCUUGC
This is a messenger RNA of Alexandromys fortis (reed vole), 1036 nucleotides long. It is a transcript of the gene Pfdn4, whose product is annotated as prefoldin subunit 4. The transcript is spliced from 3 exons. Gene Ontology annotation, biological process: protein folding. NCBI's taxonomy places the organism in Eukaryota, Metazoa, Chordata, Mammalia, Rodentia, Cricetidae. Gene Ontology annotation, cellular component: cytoplasm; prefoldin complex. Bases 68 to 478 code for a protein of 136 amino acids. The record is from RefSeq and is a predicted model, not a curated record.